Molecule: messenger RNA, 609 nt
Organism: Mya arenaria
Lineage: Eukaryota; Metazoa; Mollusca; Bivalvia; Myida; Myidae
Product: dentin sialophosphoprotein-like
Exons: 5
Coding region: 1-609 (202 amino acids)
Source: RefSeq, a predicted model, not a curated record
AUGGUCACCGGAUUCCCCAGCUUAACAUCUAUAGAGAGGAUUAUUGACCUCCAGGCUCUCUGCUCUGCCUCACCAGGUCAGCUCUUCUCACUGGACUCCCCGGCCGGCUUUACAUCUAUAGAGGCGAUUAUUGACCUCCAGGCAUUCUGGCCAAUCUCACCAGGUGAUUCUGGUUAUACAAGUGAUACUGGUGAUACAAGUGAUACUGGUGAUACAAGUGAUACUGGUGAUACAGGUGAUUCUGGUUAUACAAGUGAUACUGGUGAUACAAGUGAUACUGGUGAUACAGGUGAUACUGGUGAUACAGGUGAUUCUGGUUAUACAAGUGAUACUGGUGAUACAAGUGAUACUGGUUAUACAAGUGAUACUGGUGAUACCGGUGAUUCUGGUUAUACAAGUGAUUCUGGUGAUACAAGUGAUACUGGUGAUACAAGUGAUACUGGUGAUACAGGUGAUUCUGGUUAUACAAGUGAUACUGGUGAUACAAGUGAUACUGGUGAUACAGGUGAUACUGGUGAUACAGGAGAUACUGGUUAUACAAGUGAUUCUGGUUAUACAAGUGAUACUGGUUAUACAAGUGAUACAAACGAUACAAUAUCCGCAGUGUGA